GGGCGCUGCUCCGCUGCCGCCGCGCGGGGAUCGCUGCCCCGGUUGUCUUCUUUGUGGACUAUGCUUCUAACUGCUUGUAUAUGGAAGAAAUCGAAGACUCAGUGACUGUUCGAGGUUAUAUCCAGUCCACUAUGGAGACCGAAAAAGACCCCCAGUGCCUCCUGGGCUUGGCCAGGAGAAUCGGGCAGGUUCUGGCUAGAAUGCAUGACGAAGGCCUCAUUCACGGGGACCUCACCACCUCCAACACGCUCCUGAAGCGGCCCCUGGGGCAGCUGAACAUCGUGCUCAUCGACUUCGGGUUGAGUUUUGUUUCGGGGCUGCCGGAAGAUAAAGGCGUCGACCUCUAUGUCCUGGAGAAGGCCUUCUUCAGCACCCACCCCCACACCGAGACUGUGUUUGAAGCCGUUCUGAAGAGCUAUGGUACUUCAUCCAAAAAGUCCGGUCCAGUGCUGAAGAAGUUAGAUGAAGUGCUCCUGAGAGGGAGAAAGCGUUCCAUGGUCGGGUAGCAGAGUUGCUAUAGUGACUGUCUCCCCCUGAGAAUGCUGUGGGUCGGCUGGGCCUAGGCAGUGGGGUCGUUGGUAAGUGGCUUGCGAUUGUGCUGUGCCACCAUCACCUGCAGUUCACUGUUCUCAGGAGCUUAAUGUGCACAAGGCCUGGUCUAGGCAGAACUGGAUGCUGAUAUCUUCUUUGUGUUCUAACAAAGCUUGCCUGAAGAUCAGAGGACAGAGCUAGCCACAAGUUAACCAUAGAGGUCUGGAGGUCUGUACAGACAGGAAGUGAUAUGGCUGGGCAGAGAGAGAGAGCGGAAUAUAAGGUGGGAGAUAGGAGCUCAGCCCCUUUUUGGUUGAGGAUUUUGUAGAGGUAAGGACUCUAGUGGCUGACUGCUCAGCUUUCGCCCUCUAAUGUUUGACUCUGGGUUUUUAUUAUUAAGACCAGUUAGAACUCAUGCUAUAUGUAGUGCCCAACGUUAGGGCAUGAAUUCAUGCAAAGGCUGCUUGCCUAUGGCUUUGCAGCUACUGGCACACACCGGAACUACACGCAGGGGCUCCCGCCCGAGUUACUGCCUCCUCGCCGGCUAUGCUUUUCUCUCAAUUUUCCCUAAGCCUCUGAGCGAGUUUGGAAUUUUUUUGUUGCAGCCUCUCUGCAGCAAACUCCACAGGCCCCAAGUGCCAGAGGCACGUGGGCUUCAAAUGUUGCAGGCAGACUUACUACCCCUUUGUACUGGCUGGCUCUGGCUUCAGCAGCUCCGGUGGCAGGAUCCCACCACUCUUCAGAUGUGUUUCUCAGACAACCAGCUCCCUCUCCCCUGUGGGUUGUGAGCUCCCCCAUACCCCUUCCUUGGACUGAUGUCGGCACACUAGGUAGCUGCUCAGGCUUCUGCUGUUAUUGCGACCACUACACGCUUUCAGCUCACGGCUACACGCUGGCAGUUGCACUGUCCACAGACAGGCUGUGCACCGCCUGUGUGCUCCAGUUAGAUGUGCUGCACAGUCUUAGGCUCCACUGCCAUCACCAUCAGAUUUGGUGAGCCAGUUGUCUUAAAGGGAGGAAUUAGUUAAAAGAGAGAUUUUUUUUCCCCAUGUUAAAAAAAAUGGGAAACACUAUUACAACAGAGAGAGUUAAGUCUGUAUGAUUACACAAUGCAUGGUUUAAAUUUGGAACAAUCAAAUGAAGGGAUAAUCAACCUGGAUUGACAUAAUGUUAAUUAUCAUUUUGAUCAUUGUUAUUGUUGGUGGGGAUUGGGCUAAGUUCGGUUGAAGCAGCGGUGUAGCGGCUGCAGCAGCUCCUGGUGUACAUGUCCUCUCAUUUGACAGAGUAGCUCAUUUUCUUAAGAAAUCGGCCUCCCUACUCUACACUGUGUGCAGGGGCGGCUCCGGCAGCGCUGGAGAGGUCCUACCAAGACAGACAAAAACCACAUCGUGACACCUCUGGCUUCUGCAGUGUCUGAAAUAGCUACAUUUGAACAUGUCCUCGGUGCAGAUGGCACGCACAAAUACAGCCCAGCUGAGAUGGUUGAUGGGAUGAGCCAGUGACAGGUGGAAAAAUGGGUGAUGAGAACAGAUGCUCUCUGACUUUGAAGAAAAUCUGCAAGCCCUAUCGCAGUGAUGUUUCUGCUUUGAACCUGCUCUCGACUCUGGUGGGCAUGGAGGGGUAUGUUUGCACAUUAAAAUAUGGUUUUGGUGAGAUGUCUCAGCCAUAAAGAGCAUGUGCUGCCCUUAGAGAACCUGAGUUCUCAGCUCCCACAUUGGGUAGCUCACAACCUCCUGUGUCCCCCAACUUCAGGGGAUCCAGCACCCUUGGGCCCCUGGCACAUUCACGCAUGUGUACAUGCCCAUUACAGACACGCAUCUGGUUGUCCUGAAACUCACUCUGUGGUCCAGGCUGGCCUCGAACUUAGAGAUCCACCUCUUUUCUACCUCCUGUAUGCUGGUAUUAAGGUGUGCACCUACCACUGCUUGCCUUAAAAUAGUUCCAAUAUUUUAAUAUCA
Messenger RNA from Myodes glareolus (Bank vole), 2489 nucleotides. The record is from RefSeq and is a predicted model, not a curated record. Lineage: Eukaryota; Metazoa; Chordata; Mammalia; Rodentia; Cricetidae.